AUGGCGCAGGCCCAGCAGGAGGGCGGCGAGCGGCUGCACUCGACGGUGCGGCUGAACCAGUUCUCGCUGCAGUUCGAGGACGCGGCGCUCGAGCGCGCGUACCAGGCGGGGCUGCACCCGCGCAAGAAGGCGCUGUGGCUGCGCUCGCUGCUGCCGGCCGCCGCCUCUCAGAUUUUAUUCGCACUGGCCGACGGGCUCGACUACCCGGUGGAGAACCUACUGGUGACGGUGCCGACGCGGGUGCUGAUAGCGAUGCUUCAAGUUGCCAUGUUCCUGCUGGUGCGGUGGGACCUGGUGCGAGCCAGGGAGCAGACGAUGCUCCUCGUGUCCGUGGCCAGCGGCAUCCCCACGCUGCUGCUGUACGCUCUGCAGCGCCCAAGUCUCUGCCAAUGGGACGCGAUGUUCGUGACUUUCGGGCUGUCGUUCUACACGAUUCCUAAAGUGACGCCGCUGGGCUACGUAUCGUCGUUCUACGGCAGCUGGACCACUGCGGCGGUGUAUGCGGCGCUCACUUUCGUGGUUCGACCGCCGCCUAGGAGGGCGGAGGGCGUGCUGGGCAUCUUCUUCCUCGUGCCCAUGGUCUGGGUCUUCAACACCAUCGCGUACUACUCGGAGUACAAUUCAAGAGAGCGGUUCGCGCUGCGUCGACGGCUGAGGCGGGAAAGUAUCACGCUCGCUGUGGCCUGCACGUCUGCGGGCGGUGAAGCGCUGCUGCAGGGCGGGGAGGACGACGGCUGGCUGCUGCUGCACACUUUGUCACUGCGCGGCUUGAUGGCGGCGAAUACCAACAGCACGGCGUCUUUCGUCGUCGCUGUGAUACUCUGGGGAGCUUUCACGUUGGGUGGCUGGACGUCCCUCCCUGACACGCUCAAGUUUGUGGAUGAAGCGACUGGGUGGGCUUGGUUCAGCCACUGCGCUGGUGUGACUGUGUUUCUGCUGGUGAUGACACGACGGCUUCGGUGGCUGCUGGUCGUUCCGGUUGUCGGUGCUUUCGUGCUGUGGGUGAUGUCGCUGGCGAUGCCGGCGUCGUGGAUUAUUUUCUCGGCUCACAGUGUGGGAUACGGCCUUUUGUUGGCCUCUGUGGUGAUUGCCAUGGGCGUGUUUAGCUGGUUCGUGUGCGCAUGGAGAGAGCUCGUGUCGUUCCUGACCCGAUCGUGCUUCCUGUACCCUCAGCUGCAGGCGGGUAUGGAGAGGGAAUACCCCCUGCUCGUGCGAAUCGUAUCUGAGUACACUGCUGGCUUUGAUCCUGAGAUUUUAUCAGCGCGGGUCCCAACAGCGACAGCGAUUGAGUCAAUGGGAUCACACAAGCCAGAUCCUGUUUCUGUUAAGCCUACGGCCACAGAAGAUACUCUACCAAAACGAGAAAGCAGCCUGGUUAGCACGGAUGACCCCUCAGACCGGAAAAUGGUGUCGGUUCUGCCUUCGUUUAAGCCGGGCAAGUGCUUCUUCUGCUCCAAGAACGACGCCGAGCAUUUUGUGCCUGCCUGCGGUAUGUGGGGCAAGUGGACUCACUGGCGAAUGAAUCAACAGCACAACAUGAAUACCACCUCUAUUGCCGCUGCGUCCUCGGGGGCUGCGCUGUCCAAGGGUGCAGUUACAGUGUCGAUGUGCACGUCGUACUACGAUCUCCAGAAUGAUAAAUCUAAGCUUGAAGCUCGCGUUCAAGGCGAAGAGAAGAAAAAUGCGGAUCUAACCAAAAGGCUCACAGCAUGUGAAGAUCGUGAACAGAAGCUUUCAUUGGAGACGGUACGGCUCAAGGCAGAGCUUCACGCUAUGGAGGAGAAGCACGCGGCGGAGCUUCGGCGGUGUGAAGUGCACCUUCAAGAGAAAAUCGAGGCCGUACAGAAGGAGGCAAACCGUGUAGCUCAUGAACGGAAACUGGAAACCAAGAAGGCUGAAGUUGCCCAGUCCGCUGCAUUGCAGAGACGGUGUGAGCGGAUGACUGAAGAAAUUGCCCUGCGUGCUCAGAACGCUGAAGAAGAAGCUGCAACACUGCGUGAAAGCCUGAAGCAAAGCCAAGAAGAAGUCGGUGACUGGAAAUCCAAAUUCGGAGAACUCAAGAGCCAAAUGUCGAGCCUGGAGCUUCGGUACCAGCAGCAGAUUCAAUCGCAUGGUAGAUCUUCGCCUCGUUUCGGUCCCUCCGCAUUGGAAUUCUCCUUCUCGUCGACUGCAAGCGGCGGCUCCUCCGUCGAUGUAUCUCCUGUGGCGUCCCUACAAACCUUGCAGCCGGCUGGACGUCUGCCAUACGCACAGUCGCUGGAAAUUGAAGGCUUACGCGAAUCCAGCAGACACUCGCAGGACGAGGUUGACUACUCAAAGCGUUGGCGUCUCCUGCAAGCUUCGGAUCUUAGCAAACGUGACGCAACACCAUGA
Phytophthora sojae is the source of this 2373-nucleotide messenger RNA. RefSeq lists its product as hypothetical. The transcript is spliced from 4 exons. NCBI's taxonomy places the organism in Eukaryota, Oomycota, Peronosporomycetes, Peronosporales, Peronosporaceae. The record is from RefSeq and is a predicted model, not a curated record. Bases 1 to 2373 code for a protein of 790 amino acids.